Messenger RNA from Stylonychia lemnae, 1464 nucleotides. The record is from the annotation of a GenBank genome assembly. Lineage: Eukaryota; Ciliophora; Spirotrichea; Sporadotrichida; Oxytrichidae.
AUGCUCACUUUCCUUAAAGUACUUAAGACGCAAGAUGAAUUUUGGGAAGACUCCCACUAUGAAUAUCUUAAACAUGCAUUCAAUAAUGAGAUUCCUCCUUAUGUGAUUGAUUUUAGAUUUCCAAAAGGAAUGCUCGUAAUCACAGACCCAGAUUUUAUAUUUGAGUCCUACACUACGAAGAAUAAAUUCUUUGACAAAUAUCCCAGAUCUUAUACAAUCAAUAAAAAGAAUUUAGGAGAAUCAAUCUUAUUCACUCCAUCAGAUGAGGUAUGGGCACAAAAAAGAAAACAUCUGUCCUCGGCAUUUUACAAGGAUAAAAUGCAAUAAUAGUUAAACUCUAUCAUGAGCACUAUCUAUGAUACUAUUUAAGAGACCAUCUAGCAAAUAAAGCAGGGGUAAGAUGAGUUGGAUUUGAAUGAAUACAUUGGAAAAAUGAUUCUAAAGGCAGUCUAGAUUUGUAUCUUUGGAGUACAUGAACAGCUGGAAAAUUUGCCAUUUAUAUAAAAUGGAAAAACCGAAUUACUCAGCAUUGGAGUUAUGAUGAAUAGAAUUGUUUCCUAAAAUAUCAAGAGAUCUAGCAAUAUAUUUAGGAUUAACUUUGAAAUCCUUGAUCAGUAUUUCGUUGGGAAAGCUGAGAAAGAAUUGGAACAGAACAAUUUAACUUUGAGAAGAUUCAUAUUUGAUAUGAUAAACUAAAGAAGAUAGAAGAAUAAGGCACUCAAGCCUGAAGAAAUUCAUCAUGACUUUUUGAACAUGCUGUUGCAAGAUGAUCUCUUUAAAGAUAAUGAUAGUUUAAUGGUAGAUGAAUGCAGCACAUUUAUGUUGGCAGCAACACAAACUACAACGACUGCACUUUCAAAUCUUUUCUUUUAUCUCACAAAAAAUGAAACUGUCAAAACUAAUGUCAGAAACGAGAUUAAAGAUAUUUUUGGCAAGAAAUUAAUUAGUUAGAUAUCAAAGGAAGAAUGGCUUUAAAAGUUGAGUCUAGAUGAGAUGUCAAAUUAAUGGAACUAUCUUUGCAUGGUUGUAUAAGAAAAUCUAAGAAUUGAACCUCCUGCUAGAAGAUGUACCCCAUAGAUAGUAACUGAAGAUGUUGAAAUCUUGGGAAAGAAAAUACCUAAAGGGAUACCCAUUGUCUUCCACUUCUUGGUAUUGUAGAGAAAUGCUAAAGAAUGGCCUGAGCCUUUUAAAUUCAUACCUGAAAGAUUUGAUCCUUCUUCAAAGCAUUUCCUUAAUGCAGAGGGCAAAAAAAGAAAACCUGCAAGCUUUUCACCCUUCCUCGGAGGUAGAAGGAUCUGUUUGGGAAAAACUUUCGCUGAAAAUGUUAUCAAGUGCAUAGCUCCUUUAAUUGUUUCUAGCUUUGAUUUUGAGAUUCUUAAGCCAGAACACUAAUAGAGAAAACCCCCUAAUGGAGUUUUUGCCGAACCAGUCUACCCAAUGAAAGUCAGAUUAUAUGAGCAAUGA